This is a messenger RNA of Trifolium pratense (red clover), 421 nucleotides long. RefSeq lists its product as uncharacterized. NCBI's taxonomy places the organism in Eukaryota, Viridiplantae, Streptophyta, Magnoliopsida, Fabales, Fabaceae. The transcript has 2 exons. The coding region runs from base 146 to 421 and encodes 91 amino acids. The record is from RefSeq and is a predicted model, not a curated record.
AUUGUUUAAUAUUUUAUUUUUUGUCAAAAAAAAAAAAUAUUAUGUAAAUUUACUAGAAAAGUUUCGCGUUUCUCUGGCAUCAUCAUCAUCUUGUUCAUUUCUCACACACACACAGCAAUUACAUCUCGACCUUUCAGAAGAAAAGAUGGGUUUCAUAAUGGAGUUUGCUGAGAACUUGGUAUUGAAACUGAUGGAAGAUCCAAAGGAAAGAGAUCGUAGAUUUAGGGAACAUGUGUAUAAGACGAAGGACAGAUGUGCAAAGACGAAAGAGAUGUGGAGUUACCCUAUGCGACCAUAUGGGUUUUGGACAUUCGAGCGCCACAAUUCUCAGCUUGCUUGGGAUGCACAAAUUAGCCAAGUUGCUGGUCGAAGAGACCCUUAUGAUGAUAUCCUUCAACACUACCCUGCCACACCUAAAUGA